Nymphalis io (European peacock) is the source of this 1019-nucleotide messenger RNA. RefSeq lists its product as uncharacterized. Lineage: Eukaryota; Metazoa; Arthropoda; Insecta; Lepidoptera; Nymphalidae. Bases 208 to 1014 code for a protein of 268 amino acids. The transcript has 7 exons. The record is from RefSeq and is a predicted model, not a curated record.
CGUAACUGUAUGUAUAAUAAUAAAUGUUAACUUUCUAAUGCAAAUGCUAAGCCUAUCAUAAGUAUAUAGUGAAAUAUGAAAAGUAAUGAAUUUUAAACGAAAUAAUUCAAUCGGUUCAUUUUGCCGAAAUCAGUGUUUAAAAACAUAUAAUUAUGAAUCCAAAAUAAUAUAAUUAAUGUUGGUGAAAGCAGUUGUUUAUCUGAUAGCAUGUCACGAAAAUUAGCACCAUCAGAGGAUCAAUCGGAGAAGCUGGUGGCAUAUUUAGAAGCUAAUCGUUGGCUUGCACUCGGUCAUGCUAGGACAUGGCAUGCCAGACAUCGCUCAAGAGUCGGCUGGCAAAAUAUAGCCAAUGAACUUAACUGUGACUGCCAAGGCUGUUAUAAAACUUGGCAACAAUGGGCAAAGUAUUGGAUAGACAAAAAGAGUGCUAUCAAAAGGAAAGCAGCUCUAAUCAAAGCUUCAAAAACACAAGGCAAUGAUGAAGUAGCACUGAGCCCGUUGGAGGAGAGGAUAAUGACGUUAAUGGAGGGAGGUGUUGAUUGUGAACAAAAGACGGAGAAUAGUGUGUCAAUUACAGUUAAAGAUUUAGACGAUCCGUGUUCGAUGGCAUCCGACUCGGAAACGGAGGAGAAAUCGAAUGAAAAAGAAAUGGACCCCCUACUGGGAUCAUUAUGGAUUAAGUGUGAGCCAAGUGUCCAGUUUGAUCAACAGACGCAAGAGGAGACUUCAUCAAAUCGAAGGCAACCCACUACCUUUCCCGUGGCAACACCAACAAUAACCCGUCGGCGACCAAUGGCUACGAGACGACUUCCUCAAAGGACGCGAAAUCAGCGUCAAUCAAAAACUGUGGGAAUAAUCGAACGCCUGAUCGCCAUAGAGGAGAAGCGAGCGGAAACGGAUUACAUGAUGGCGCAAACACAACAAUCAGUUGUCGAGGUCUUGCGCCAAAUGAGCGAAUCCUGGACGAGGCAGAGCCAAGCGUUACAGGAUUUAGUGAAUAAAGUUACUAAAUAAAUCAU